CGCAUGCGCGGUUCGAAGCGGUGAGGCAGUUAGCGACCGGCAGCCUCCGCCAUGUUGGUGAGGUCAAGCUCAGCGUUGUGCAGCUUUAUAGUGUUGCUUUAGCUUUUAGCGCUUAAACUGUGCGUGUUUUCCUAAAUAUGCGUUAUAUUUGUAUAGAGUUUGAGAGGAAUGUGGCGUUUUAGUUGUCGUUAAAAGCUGUUUUGCGCCUCGUUGUGGCUGUUAGCUUGCCUAGCUUGGUGGCUAGCAUUCUCAUAUGUCUGAGUUGCUUGUUAGUUAGCUUUCUAGCUUAGCCAGCUAGCUAACGUCUUAGUUCACGAAUAGUUACCUAAAAUUCUUUGUUUUUCUGAGGGAACAUGUUUGGAAUUGGGUGAAUUUAGGACAAGGAGAAGAGUGGAGUGAACCUGGCUAACAGUUAUGGCGUUUAGAAAAGAAGUUUUUCAAGCCAAAGUCCUUCAGAGACUCUAUCCUGCUCCCGCCCCAAAGGCAGAAGUGCAGGACUCCCCGGGUGACAAUCUAGAUUCUGCUUCUAGAACAGCUAAACUGAAGCAGAAUAAAACUGCUGGUAGUGUUGGAGCAAGUAGUUUACCAGCCAAGAAGAUAUACACUGUCCUCCCGCCUCCUGAAGACUAUAGGCCUUCCAGCAGGGAUAAGGAGCUGAAGACCGUCAGCAGUUCAGAUAGGACGGCCGUUGAUCUUUCAGAUUCAGGGAAUAGUGAUUCUGCUGAAGGCCAAGACCAUGUGCAGAGGAGAAGAAAGCGAAGGAGAAAGAGAAAGGCAGACAGUGCUGGAGCUGGGGGAACAGGCAGCACACCACUGGGAAACCCAACUCAGGAACAAGCAGAAAAGGCUGAGGGAAGAAACGGACAGACUUUGGAGGUCCCUGAGGGCCAGGAGAUACUCAGCAAAAGUAGAAAGAGGAAGCUGAAGAAGAAACGGCAGAAAGAGAAACUCCGUUCAAUCGGUGUGGUGACAAAGUCCAGACCUCUGGAGUUUACCUAUAGAAGGGAUGGGGGAAAUGACGAAGAAGUGGAGGAGGAGAAUGUGGAAGAAAACAACAAAAAGGUAGAAGAGGUUGUGCAUUUCCUGAGAACCAUGUGGGACAUCUACCUUUCAGAUCGCUCCAGUACUGCAGACAGAACCUGUCUUUCUCUAAGCACAGCUGAGUCUCUGUUCACUUGUCUCUCAGAAGGUACGGCGCCCCCUGCCGCUAUGUCCGGUCUGUGCAGGCUAAGGACUCUGCUGGGCCAGAGGGAUGUGGAGCAGUUAAACACAGCGCUACAGGAGUUCAGCCAUACCUCCACACUGAGCACAGAUGAAACUGUGCUGGUCCACACUCUCUUUAACUACUGGAUGACAGAAGUUCUUCCCAUGCAGUCUCAAACAGCAACGUGACAGUGGAACACAACUUGUGUAACCUCCAGCAGUUGGAUUAUAUAUUUUUUCUAUUUUUAUGGACUGUUUGCAUACUGCAUGCUUCUGUAUUCUGUGAAGACAUGCUAAACAUAUGUAUAAAUGUUUGUAGCAGUUUAUGUUCUGUUGACACAAUCCGAAGACCAGCCUGAUCAGCCAGAUCAAGGUUUCCCUAACUUUUAACAGAAUAUCCAGUAAAAGUGCAUUUUUUUUGACAUGGACAAGACCUUAUUUGUAGGACUGGCCUUAACAGCGUUUUCAGUCUGUGUACAUAUAUAUAUUUUUUU
Messenger RNA from Astyanax mexicanus (Mexican tetra), 1697 nucleotides. RefSeq names its product glutamate-rich protein 1. The coding region runs from base 415 to 1392 and encodes 325 amino acids. NCBI's taxonomy places the organism in Eukaryota, Metazoa, Chordata, Actinopteri, Characiformes, Acestrorhamphidae. The record is from RefSeq and is a predicted model, not a curated record. The transcript is spliced from 6 exons.